CUUGCGCCGCCACGAAUCGCGGUGUGCCGCUGCGGUCUCAUCAGCACCGACGGUCGAGGCCGUAGCAGCCACAAUGGUGCAGCCCGUGCCUCUACCGGGCUCCUCGAGGCAGCCAAGCUCUUAGCAUGCCGUGUGGAUGUUUCCAUUGACGUUUCCGACCUGGGCGAAGAGGAUUUGGUGCGGUUUCUGCACACGCCAAAAUCGGUACUGGAGAAGUUGCGCACAUUGGAUCCCCCCGUUGGCGAAGAAGUCAAAAACCUGGCCAUUGUCGCGUGGAAGCCGGGAACGGAAGCCAACAUGCCCCUACGCGUGUCGUUCAGCAUGGGAGCUGACAGCCCUGAGGAAGUGGUUGUUCGGGGACGGCGUUUUGCGAUGAGAUGCAAGACGCAGAUGAAUGAAGAGAAUAUUCGUCACGUAGAGACUGAAACAAUGGUUGCGUUCAACGAAGACUUCAGAGAUAUUGCGAUGCAGCGCUGCAAGUUGCUGCAGCAACUGACCCAGCGCGUGGCAGCCACUCCGAUGGCAAACCGAGGUGGUGGAUGA
Molecule: messenger RNA, 543 nt
Organism: Symbiodinium pilosum
Lineage: Eukaryota; Dinophyceae; Suessiales; Symbiodiniaceae
Source: the annotation of a GenBank genome assembly